AUCAAAUAACAUUAUGUUAUAUUUUAUUAUUCAUCAUUUUGAUUAGGUAAUUAUCAAAUAAUCAUAUAAUUAAGAUUAUAAAUGAUAAUUUGAAUCAAAUAUAUUCAAAGGUAAAAUCCUAAAUGACUUAACUGUAAAUCUCACCCAAUUUUUUUAUUAUUUUAUCUUUUUAUUUUGCGGUUAAACUAUUUAAAAUUUUAUCUUGAAUUUAGAGAUUGAAUUAUAAUAUUAAGAAAAAAACAUUCAAAACGAAUUUUGAAAAAAAAAAAAAGCUCACGAGAUAUGCGGCGUAAAAGGUUCGGAAUAACAAAACUCUCUUUAUAUAUCUACAUUAAUUCAUUAACGAUGGAAACUUAAUUACUGAACUAUCAAGCCAGCUUAAUAAUCACUCCACAUGUCUCACCUAAACAGACAUCAUCAAUUGUCUCCUCUCUCUUGUCUACAUGACUGACCAAAAUUCCCUUCACUCUAACUUCAAUAAUAUCUUUAAAUGCCUCCACAGCAUAACCGAGAUUCUUGUAUAAAUAAGCAAUCAUCGAUUCCGGUGAAGUCGACUAAAAAUACCCUCUUACGUUUACAUCUAUCUCUGUAAAUGUAAAUGAUUGCGGGGCAGAAAUAAUAUCUGUAAAAUAUUUUAAAGAUAAAAUAUAUAUAUAUACACACACACUAAUGCUGUGCCUGCUCUCGCUGACACACAAUGCCUCUCUCAGAAUGAGUCGAUCCCAUGGCGAAUCACAAACCAUUGCAGCCAGCCAUCUCCUUGAGCAUUAAUUUCUUCAUCGCGGCAAUGAGGUGAGGUCAUUGGACUUGUCAGCCAUGUGAGCUCGUGAACUGUGACAAAAUCCCUCCCCUCGGCGCUCACAUGGCCACUUCACCAUGAAUCUGUGUUUAUUAUUACUUUCUGCUCUGCUCGCUGUCCGUUCCCCUCCACUUGUGAUGAUAAACGCAUCCCCGUCUUCAUCAUUAGGCGUUAGGUUACGCUGAUCAAUAGAUUCAGUACCUGGCUGUUGGAUUGCAUCUUUGACCGCCCUUUUCUGUUGUCUCUGCCGGCAACUUGCAGUUGGAGAACAUGCUGCAGGGCAGGCGAAGCUUAAUUAAUAUAUAUAUAUAUUUAAGAUGGCCGUCCAUGGCAUGUUAUCCCACGUUACAAAUUGCUCUGCCAUGGCGAUUAGGAUAGCGUCGUCUUGAAUUGAAUUGAAUUGAGUUGAGUUGAGUUGAGUCGAGGAGGAAGAAGAUUAGUGCGCUAGCUGCGGUGAGAAUGGGGCACGAGACGACGGCGGUGAUCGUGGGGUGCAAGGUGUUGCCUAUCUGCGACUCGGCGGCGAGCGGCGGCCAGCUGAAGGAGGUGGCGCGGAGAAGCGAGAGGAGGAGGUCGGUGGCGCGGGUGAAGCAGGAGCUGCUGCGGUGGGCGGCGGCCGCCAAGUCCAGUAAAGGAGGGAGCAAAGCGUGGAAGGUUUUGUAUUCCCGAAACAAACUGAAACCUGAAGCGGAGUCGCCGGAGUGCUCGGUGGGCAAGGUCAGCUUCAAGUGGGACGCCGGCAGUUGCUCAGGAGCUUCGUCGGUGUGCUCCCCGCUCUCGCUCCCUUCCUCUUCGACCUCUCGAAACGACCACAGUCACAUCCACACCAGCAGCGCGUCCAGGCUCUCGUUUACUUGCUGCGAAAAGCCACGACACGGCUCGACGAGUAGCACUUCGAUGGGCGCCGCCGCCGCCGGCGACGAGCACGUCAGGAAUGGGCAGUGGAUCACCACCGACUCCGAAUGUGAGAGCAGAUUCUUUAUUAAUGUUCGUUUCGAUUCAUUAGCGAUAUUAACUUUUGGAUCUGUAAAAAUUAAACUGCAGUUGUGGUGCUGGAGCUCUGAUUGAAAAAUUCAUGAUUCGACCAAGAGGAGCGAGGAAGAACUAACGUUCUAAAAAAAUUGGGUUUUUGA
Zingiber officinale is the source of this 1932-nucleotide messenger RNA. RefSeq lists its product as uncharacterized. Lineage: Eukaryota; Viridiplantae; Streptophyta; Magnoliopsida; Zingiberales; Zingiberaceae. The record is from RefSeq and is a predicted model, not a curated record. The coding region runs from base 1259 to 1867 and encodes 202 amino acids. The transcript is spliced from 2 exons.